CUGCAGAAUAAAUUGCAUCUAGAUGUCAAACAGUGGCAUGUACCAAGGAACAGAUCUAAACCUUAUCCAUCAUAAUGCAGUAGGAGUAUGACUUCUGCAACUUCCCCUAUCAUUUUGAAAUGGGACCCCAAAAGUUUGGAAAUCAGGACUCUCACAGUAGAGAGGCUAUUGGAACCACUUGUUACGCAGGUAACAACGCUGGUUAACACAAGCAAUAAGGGACCAUCCGGCAAAAAGAAAGGGCGCUCUAAGAAGGCUCACGUGUUGGCUGCUUCGGUAGAGCAGGCUACUCAAAACUUUUUAGAAAAAGGAGAUCAAAUUGCUAAAGAGAGCCAGGACCUGAAGGAGGAAUUGGUUGCUGCAGUAGAGGAUGUACGCAAACAAGGUGAAACGAUGAGAAUCGCCUCUUCGGAGUUUGCUGAUGAUCCGUGCUCGUCGGUGAAACGAGGCACCAUGGUGCGGGCGGCGCGGGCCUUGCUUUCUGCUGUCACUCGCUUGCUCAUCCUGGCUGAUAUGGCUGACGUCAUGAGGCUUCUAUCACACCUGAAAAUUGUAGAGGAAGCACUAGAAGCAGUGAAAAAUGCAACAAACGAGCAAGAUUUAGCAAAUCGUUUCAAAGAGUUUGGAAAAGAGAUGGUCAAACUGAACUAUGUGGCUGCUAGACGACAACAGGAACUGAAGGAUCCUCACUGCAGGGAUGAAAUGGCUGCAGCUCGAGGAGCUCUGAAGAAGAAUGCCACUAUGUUGUAUACUGCCUCCCAAGCGUUUCUCCGUCACCCUGAUGUAGCAGCCACUAGAGCCAACAGAGACUAUGUCUUCAAACAAGUGCAAGAAGCAAUUGCUGGCAUCUCCAGUGCUGCCCAAGCCACCUCACCCACUGAUGAGAACAAGGGGCACACUGGCAUAGGAGAACUUGCUGCUGCACUGAAUGAAUUUGAUAACAAAAUUAUUUUAGACCCAAUGACUUUCAGUGAGGCUCGAUUCAGACCAUCUCUUGAAGAAAGGCUGGAGAGCAUCAUCAGUGGUGCGGCACUGAUGGCCGACUCCUCGUGCACGCGGGACGACCGCCGGGAAAGGAUCGUGGCCGAGUGCAACGCUGUGCGACAGGCCCUGCAGGAUCUGCUCAGCGAAUAUAUGAAUAACAUACUCAGCAUCAAAUUGAGUGCAAAAGGUGAUCGUACUCAGAGUGGAGUCCUUGUUCAUGAAGUUUCACUAAUCUUUUGGUAUUGUGCCAGUGGAUGGUAUUCUAGUCAUGAAUCAAAAACUGGAAAGGGUCGAGGCAG
This is a messenger RNA of Struthio camelus australis, 1283 nucleotides long. The record is from RefSeq and is a predicted model, not a curated record. NCBI's taxonomy places the organism in Eukaryota, Metazoa, Chordata, Aves, Struthioniformes, Struthionidae.